CCCUGCUUCCAGUUGUCAGCCAUCUGUACGCUGCGCUUACGGACCAGAAAGAGCUUCUGCUUUCUGACUUUUCCCUUCUGAAAAUAGAACCGAAUGGAUGAAUAAUGCAAUCCAUCCAUGGCCGUCUCCAUCGCCAUCCCCAGCUAACCACUCCUGCCCUACCCUGCUAACCAAUCCGGCUGAAGUAACCGACGCUCCAUUUUCUUCUCCUCCUCAUGUUCUUCUGCUUGUCUCCCGAGGAAAAGGUUGAGAUGGUCUGAUUUUGUCUGUAUGCGUUUACUCCGUUGAAUUCUAUUCAAUUGGCCGGAGAAGUUGUCCGCGGGGAGAAAGAAAUGACUCGGUUCCGACCGACAUCUCCGUCGGCAUCAAUUUCGCCUUCGAUCAACGACGCCGCAGCUCUGAUUCCCGGCCUUCCGAACGAUGUAGCAGCGCAGAUACUAUCCAUGCUCCCUUACUCUCACCACUCCCGUCUAAAGUCCACCUGCAGAUCCUGGUGCAUCUUCCUCUCUUCCGAAACCCUAAUUUCCCUUCGCCGCCACCUCCGCAAACUCAGCAACCUCCUCUGCAUCUUCCCGCAGGACCCUUCCAUCUCCUCUCCCUACCUCUUCGAUCCUCGGACCCUCGCAUGGAGGCCUCUCCCGCCUAUGCCCUGCAACCCCUACGUCUACGGGCUCUGCAAUUUCACUUCCGUCUCCCUCGGCCCUCACCUCUAUGUCCUCGGAGGAUCCCUCUUCGACACCCGUUCCUUCCCCAUGGACCGGCCUUCCCCGUCAUCCGCCACUUUCCGGUUCAAUCUCGUCACUUCCACCUGGGACCAGCUGUCGCCGAUGCUCUCCCCUCGUGGCUCCUUCGCUUGUGCAGCGGAUCCUGGAUCGGGGCAGAUAAUUGUGGCCGGGGGAGGGUCGAGGCACGCGAUUUUCGGUGCUGCAGGGAGCCGGAUGAGCUCGGCGGAGGUGUAUGAUGUUGUGAGGGAUGAGUGGGUGCCCAUGGAUGGACUGCCCAGGUACAGAGCAGGCUGCGUGGGUUUCUUGGGUGGUGGUGAUGAUGGGGAACAGAAGAAGUUCUGGGUGAUGGGAGGGUAUGGAGAAUCGCGGACGAUUUCGGGCGUGUUUCCUGUGGAUGAGUACUAUAAGGAUGCUGUGGUGAUGGAUGUGAAUAGUUAUGGGACUGGUAAGUGGAAAGAGGUUGGGGAUAUGUGGCAGGAAGGGGAGCGAGCAAGGCUUGGCAAGGUUGUCGCCGUUGAGGACGAUGGUAAUGGCUGCCCUGCUGUUUUCAUGCUUGACGAGAAUGAUAUCUUCAGGUACGACAUGACUUGUAACCGUUGGCACAAAGAGACCAGCGUACCACGAAAAGCACCUCUACAUUCUUCUUUUGGCUUCAUUGUGCUAGACAAGGAGCUUCACAUUAUGACGAUCCUUAAAGGGUCGGAUUCAACAGAGACACGGAGGACAAGACAGCAGAAGAGGGCAGGGACACUUUUCAUCCAAAUAUACAGUCCUGGGAAGAAGACUUGGAGGUCACUCAUCGCCAAGCCACCAUUCCAGUCGUCGCUGGACUUCAAUACCACUGUUAUGUGCUCGAUUCAAAUGUAGAGCUGCUGCUGCUGCUGCACCUUACCGCAGGCUGCAGGAAGGUAUCGGUUGCAUCAUAUAAUUGCUGGAUCCUAAUGAAGAUUGUGCUUGCAUAAAACACUUGAUUGUUGUUGUUGUUAUUGCUGUUGUUACCAUCGUGGCGUAGGCCAUUCGUUGUACAGAUUGAUAGGGAGGUGGGACGAAAUCUGAUUUUUGCUGCAGCAGAUCAUUUUGCAAAUGAGAUUUGAAGAAUUGAAUGGGUUGUACAUGUCUCUCAUUCAAGAACAGUGAAAAUAAGGUCUGUGUUAUGUGUUUGCUUCAAAGAAAAGAGAUAUAGAGAAAGAAGAGUUGCUUGUACUUGUUAACUUCCUGGUCAGGCAGGGUAGCAACAGAGAACUGGUCUUGUUAGGCUUUAGCUGAGACCGGGUUCGUGCUUUCAUUGAAUGAGAAACCUUGACCACUUUGGCUUUGACAGGACUGGGAUUUACGCCCGAAGAAUUUGAAGUUAGUUUCUGCCCUGAAAUAUUUGCAAAGAAAAUGAACCACUUUUCAAAGU
Messenger RNA from Linum trigynum, 2127 nucleotides. Lineage: Eukaryota; Viridiplantae; Streptophyta; Magnoliopsida; Malpighiales; Linaceae. The record is from the annotation of a GenBank genome assembly.